AUGGACUACGGCGACUACCCAUAUCCCAUUCGCCGUUCACCUCGAGCCGCGCAUGAGCUCCAACAAGUCUUUGCCCAGCUCCAGCUCGACAACAACAGACGCGACUACGAUAAUGACGACGACGACGACGACGACGACGACGACGACGACGACGACGACGACAGUUACACCGACUCCGACCAGGACGACCUACCACCUGUAUCGCAAAGGCAGCCACACUCGUAUCGCGAACCACCGCCGACAAGUCCAAGAGAGCCACCACCCCGAUCUCAGUCACAUGUGAACCCACUGCGAUUCCAUCCCGUCGCUGCAGAUAAGAUACCAGCACCACCAGCACCACCAGCACCAACACCAACACCCCGGCACCGCUUCUCUCACCCCUUCAGGGAACAACUAUUUGCGUUGCGACAGCCUGAUCCAGCACCUCGUCGGCAUCCAACCAACCUCGUAUCUUACAAGCCUGCUAACCAACGUCUCCACCCGCGCCUGCGCCGACGGACCUCCUUGGACACAAUAGCCUCGGUGACAACGACAGCGUCUGUGCUCGACCCUGAAGAUGCAGAAGCACCAUCUCCUGACACGUUCACUCUCGAGGAUGAGUACCCCAUUACACCAGACGUCGACCUGGGACCACCACCAACGACCGCACCACCGAAAGCUGCUUCAUUACCCGAAUCGCUGCGAACAGCUAGUCUACGCACAGCCAGUGUCAGCUCCACUCAGUCCACGCACCCAGCAACGCCUGUAGCGUCAGCAGAGACGCACCCUCCCAAGUCAAUCCUACAGAAGCUGAAGCCUGGCAAGAGGAAGGACUCGGCAGGCACGGAUGGAGGAGCCGAUCGACUGGUCAUAGAGCGAACGGUUUCGGUUGAUCAGACGUCGUGUCGCUCCAACUCGUCGAGCGCAUCCAACACCGUAUCGUCGGGGACGCCUUCAAGAUACCCACCUUCAGAAACCGGCAACUCUCGAUCGAGCAGCACGUGGACGGCAAGCUCCCAUGACAUCAGCGGCUUGACACCAGAGGAGAUCAAAAAGUGCAAGAAGAAGGGCAUCAAUCCAGCGCUGUUCGCUGAGAUGAAGGCAGCAAGGAAGGGGAAAUGGACCAGUCCCAUAGCGGGCAACACGUUCCUGUCCUGA
This is a messenger RNA of Ascochyta rabiei, 1137 nucleotides long. RefSeq lists its product as uncharacterized. The coding region runs from base 1 to 1137 and encodes 378 amino acids. Lineage: Eukaryota; Fungi; Ascomycota; Dothideomycetes; Pleosporales; Didymellaceae. The record is from RefSeq and is a predicted model, not a curated record. The transcript has a single exon.